AUGUUGUCAAGGAAGGCGAAGAGCACGCAAAAGUACUUUUGUCAUGAACUUGAUGCCUCGUACAUUGAUUUAGUGAUCAUCAUCUGCUUUUUCGUUUCCGGUCUCAUUGACAGUGUGGCUUUCAACUCGUGGAACUGUUUCGUCAACAUGCAAACGGGCAACACUAUCUUUGCAGCCCUUGGUAUCGGCGGCCAGCCCAGAGCAAGCCAUGCGCAACAAUACUACAAAUCUCUCACCGCUAUUGGGGCAUUUUGCUUGGGUACCCUGUUUUUCAAUGCUUUACAUCGAUACCCGACCGGACUCUCUACACAGUCAAUCUCUCAUCGUCGACUCCUCCUCAUCACAUCCUUUUCCAUUCAGACCAUCUUUAUCACUAUCCCGGCACUCUUGUGCUCGCUGAAUCUGGUGUCGAACCAGCCCUUUGUGUCUGGCUCAUUUUCUUCAGGCAGCGAUAACGAUCCUCCAACGGUGAUCAACUUUCUGGACCUCUGCCCUGUGGCGUUACUCUCAUUCCAGGCUGCCGGUCAGGUCACUUUAUCACGGAUCUUUUCUCUGCUGGAGCUGCCUACCAUCGUUCUCAGCGCACUUUAUCAUGACUUCGUCGCCGAUUUGUACUCCAUCCGCGACUCGUGGCGAAAAAGCUCAAGCUUAUGGGAUUUUAUUCUGGUACAUCAAAAAAGACAAGAGAAGAGACUGGCUUGCAUCAUCGCACUCUUCCUGGGGGGCAUCGUUGGCGGAGAAAUGUACAAAUCCCCCGCUGGCAUGGCCGGAGCCUUUUGGACUGCUGCAGGCUUGAAGCUUGCCGUUACUCUUGGUUGGUUCUUUUGGAAACAAGAAAGUCCUCAAGAUGAGCGACCGCCGCUCUGA
Molecule: messenger RNA, 867 nt
Organism: Rhinocladiella mackenziei CBS 650.93
Lineage: Eukaryota; Fungi; Ascomycota; Eurotiomycetes; Chaetothyriales; Herpotrichiellaceae
Exons: 2
Coding region: 1-867 (288 amino acids)
Source: RefSeq, a predicted model, not a curated record